Messenger RNA from Jatropha curcas, 1507 nucleotides. Its product is annotated as SNF1-related protein kinase regulatory subunit beta-2. The record is from RefSeq and is a predicted model, not a curated record. Gene Ontology annotation, molecular function: protein binding. NCBI's taxonomy places the organism in Eukaryota, Viridiplantae, Streptophyta, Magnoliopsida, Malpighiales, Euphorbiaceae.
CAAGAAGAAGCUCAGGCAACAACAUUCGCUUUUAUAACCAAACAUCAUUAGUCCACCAGAGGAUCUUCCAAACUCAUUGGAGAACAGAAAUCACUUUGUAGUGAGAGAAAGAGAGAGAGUUUCCUCCAAGAGAGAGAAGACAAAUUGCACUUUCCAUUAUUUAAUAUAUUAAAGAAAAAAAAAACAACAACCCACCAAUCAAUCAAUCAAUCAAUCAAAAACUCUAUAAAUUAAAGCUUCCAAUGAAUAAAUAAUGUUACCUCUUUCUCCUUGAGUUAAUGAUGUGUUGCUUCCUUUCUUUUGCUUGUGCAAUUUAUAUGCAGUGAUGAGUAAGUAAUAAGUUACCAAACCCGGCACAGCAACUUCCAGUCCUCACUGUCAUUGGGGGAUGGGCAAUGCUAGUGGCAAAAUUGAUGAAGAAGACACUUCAGGAGAGGGUUCACACGUUGGGUAUUAUGCGCCAGGUGCAUAUGCAGAGGCAGAGCCCAUGGCACACUCCCCUUCCAAUAGCCCUACUAGAUACCAACAGCCUCUUCUCUCUUUGAGUCCACAGGUUCCUGCAGCAAGACCUUCUGAAGUGAUGCAUUUCCACAAUUACGAUUGGGUGCAGAACACAAUAGAUUACAGGGAUGCAUUCAGUGAGAAACUGAACCCUGUAAUGAUAACAUGGAGUUAUGGUGGCAAGCAAGUUGCUGUCACUGGAUCAUGGGAUAAUUGGGAUAAAAGGCAGCCUUUGCAUAGAUCAGACUUGCCAUGGGAAUGUGAUGAUUCAGGGAUUGCCUACAAUAUUUUGGAUGUACAGGAGGAUGUUCCAGAAGCUCCAGAAAGCCUGUCCGAGUUCGAAAAUUCUCCAUCCCCAGUAACAAGCUACAAUAACGAGUCCUUGGAUGAUAAUGAUUUCAGUAAGCAGCCUCCUGACCUACCUCCACAACUUCAACUGACAUUGCUGAACGACCGAUCUUCUGCUUUAGAAAAUCAGCAGUCACUUCCAAGGCCUCGACACGCUGUGUUGAACCACCUUUAUAUUCAGAACAAUCGAGCUCAGCCAGUUGCACUUGGCUCGACUCAUCGCUUUCUUCAAAAGUAUGUGACAGUAGUAAUAUACAAGCCCUCACGGCGAUGAAAAGUAAUACCAUAUUCUUUUGAUGUUAUAGAUAUCAGCAUGGAUUGAUUUGACACAAUAGACCUUGUGAAUAUCGAAAUUCAUGGAAAUGGUAAAUUAAGAAGAAAAAAAAAAAAGCGCGUGUAGAAAAAUGUUAUAGUGUUUGCUGCAAAAUUCCUUAUUCAGUUGCUAUUUUGAACAUGAUAUAGUUCUUUUUCUUUCAUUUGUAACCUCUGGUUCUUGUGCAAGGCUUCAAAGAUAAAGAAAAAUACUACUAAAUUCACAUAUAUGGGAAUGUUCAUCUGAUGCCCUUGAAAAUUCUGUUAGAUUUUAGCAAACUGCAAUUUUAGCAAUGUUAGAAGGGUCACUAGGUAUGUAAUCUGGAGUUUUUACUACGUUCUUCAA